AUGGAUACACUCCCUGCCCAAGCCUCUGCCUCAAAAACAAAAAGCUCAGAACUGGGGCUCUCAGCCGCGCUGGAUAUGGGAGUGAAAAUUAUUCUUCCCCACACAGAGAAGAUGGCGCUGAAGACAUUAUUGGUCAUGAUUGUUCUUGGAAUGAGCAACUGGUCCUGUGCAGGUUUCCCGGUGUACGACUACAACCUGGCCUCCCUGCGGCAAGCCCUGGCCGCCUCGGUGGCAGAAGUGAGCGCUCGGUCCCUGAGCCCGUAUCUGUUACGGGCAUUCGGAAGCUCCAUCAAAAGAGUCAAUGUUCUGGAUGAGAACAACUCGAGCAUGGAUAUAGAAUUCAGCGUUCGGGAGACCACAUGCAGGAGGGAUUCUGGCGCAGACCCCACCACCUGUGACUUCCAAAGUGGCUACUACGUGCCAACAGCCUCUUGCAGAAGCACCGUGUGGAUGUCUGCCGAGCAGGUGCAGGACGUGUGGGUUCUUUGCCGCUGGUCCUCCAGCUCCGAGUCGGACAGCAGCGAAGAGAUGGUUUUCAGGGGUAUAAUGGGAUCCUCUAAAUGGAGAAGCGGUUAUCCACUUGAUCUCGUUCCUGACAAACCCAGACGUGAACAGUUUUAUGAACGGUCGCAUGAGAUCAUGAGAAGGGUUCCCCCUGGAGAUAGAAGGUACCCGAACCAGUGGCACAGAGCGAGAGUAAAUACUGGCUUUGAGUAG
Eptesicus fuscus (big brown bat) is the source of this 717-nucleotide messenger RNA. RefSeq names its product secreted phosphoprotein 2 (gene SPP2). Lineage: Eukaryota; Metazoa; Chordata; Mammalia; Chiroptera; Vespertilionidae. The transcript has 8 exons. Bases 1 to 717 code for a protein of 238 amino acids. Gene Ontology annotation, cellular component: extracellular region. Gene Ontology annotation, biological process: bone remodeling. The record is from RefSeq and is a predicted model, not a curated record.